AUGAGUCUUGCAAGUAAACUAUCAAAGGUGAUGCAGUGCCUGCAAGAUAAUGGCCUGUCCACCUCAACCUUCAUGAGUGGCAUUCUCGAAAGCAGCCAUGUUGAACACCAGGACGCAAAAAUUUCACUGACGUCUAACACGAGUCAGUUGUGCACGUUGCUGAAUGCUAACAAAGACUCACAUCCAUCCAUAUUCUCCUGGGCAAUUGCCCUCAUGUGUACAGAUGGAGAUAGCAUUGGAUCAAUGAGGCUGGGCGAUGAGAGUGAUGACAAAAGUGAAGAAGCCUUUGAGGGGCGCCCAAAAAAAUGCCAGUGUUGUGCUGCUGAAAGGAACGAGGCACUAUUCGUUAUUAAGGCUGUAGUGGCAAUCAGCAUAUGUUUGCAAAGCUCGAACAAAAAGUGCAACUACUUACAGGGUUGGAUGGGAUUCUUCAUGAAGUCAACUUCUGUGCCAGAGAAAGUGGUUGAGGUUUUGGCUCAUGCAGGUCUUUCAAUCAGCUUGUCGUCAAUCCACAAUGCAGUAAUGUCUGUCUCGAAAGAGAUUAGCAGCAAAAUCAGGAGUGAAGUAUGCACACUUCGAGCAGCCUUCACAUACGAUAACUUCGACAUUGCUUUCAAGACAUCUCAACCUACCCUAGAGAACUGGUCCUCAUUUGUCAGUGCCACAGCUGCCACUGUUGUCCUGCUUUUCGGUAUCGAUGAGAGCAACACCAUCACAUUGAAAUGUUCUGCUCAAUUAUGGGCAUCAGACCACAGGAAUACAUUGCUGUCAGUCACACCGCUGAUGAAUGAGAUGAGAACCAUGAUGGAUCCAUACAAGAAGGAUACAUAUAGUCGCCAAAUCAAUCCGACAAAGCCCAGCCCACAAACUGCAGCAUUUGCCUGGCAUGUUCAAGCAAUUCUCAUUAAUCAAUAUCAGAAGUUCAAACAUUUCUUGAAGGACCUUGGUGAACCGGAGACCAUAAAGAGGAUACCCGUGCACAUGACCCAUCAGAUCCCUUGUUGCGUGAUGGAUAUCAAACAAUCAAUGACAGACGGUAAUAUUGAGGUCUUAGAGGACCUAUUUCGACAGGGUGGGAUUGGUGACAAGCGUGACAGCAGUUUCAAUGCUGAUCAUGAUGUUGAUAUGACUGAACGCAUCAUUUUUGUCCACAGUGACCUUUUGACAAAGGAAAGAUUAGACACUGUCCGCAACAGCCGACAAAUUAAGUACACACCAAAAAACUGCUUUCAAUAUGUCAUCUUCUUGCUGGGGUUAUUCCACUACAAAAUGGCAUGUGCUGAUGCCCUU
Molecule: messenger RNA, 1290 nt
Organism: Suillus fuscotomentosus
Lineage: Eukaryota; Fungi; Basidiomycota; Agaricomycetes; Boletales; Suillaceae
Exons: 3
Source: RefSeq, a predicted model, not a curated record